Molecule: messenger RNA, 1499 nt
Organism: Eremomyces bilateralis CBS 781.70
Lineage: Eukaryota; Fungi; Ascomycota; Dothideomycetes; Eremomycetales; Eremomycetaceae
Product: 2-phosphoglycolate phosphatase
Exons: 5
Coding region: 354-1265 (303 amino acids)
Molecular function (GO): phosphoglycolate phosphatase activity; alkaline phosphatase activity
Source: RefSeq, a predicted model, not a curated record
AAAAUGGUGCUUCUAGUGACGCUCCUGGAAGGCGCCAGCGACGUUGCGGACGCUGUCGCGAGCCAGGACAUCGAGUUGAGACCUGUUCAAUGCCUCAGUUAGCUAUACCAGAAAACGUAGAUCCUAGCCUACUUCCUAAUUAAUAAAUUGCUUCAGUAGUUGUUGAGAUAUUCAGGUUACGGUAGUGGGCCACGGUUGAGGUGGGCGACUCGGUGGUUUGGGCGACUCGCUGGUGGAUUACGUUAGUAACUACUUACUUCCGCGUGUUAGUUGCAAGUUCCAGUCUUUUCCAUACCCUUUCUCUCUAGAUCUUCUUGGGCACCAGGAGUAUUAGUAAAGGCGGCACAGUUAGCAUGGUCACUCCCAAGUACCUCACCGGCGAUAAGCCGGCCAUAGAUGAGUUCAUAGACAGAUUCGAUACAUUCUUGUUUGAUUGCGAUGGCGUCUUAUGGUCCGGAGAACAGGUCUACCCCAAGACCGUCGAAACGAUUCAGAUGUUGAAAGACAAAGGCAAGCGACUUGUUUUCGUUACGAACAACAGCACCAAGAGCCGAGCAGCCUACAAGCAGAAGUUCGACGCCAAAGGCAUUCCAUGCAACGAGGAAGAUGUCUUCGGUUCGUCCUACAGCGCCGCCAUCUACAUCUCCCGGAUCCUCAAACUCUCGCCCCCGCGCAACAAAGUCUUCGUCCUCGGCGAAGCCGGCAUCGAGCACGAGCUCGCGUCCUGCUCCAUCCCCUUCAUCGGCGGCACCGACCCGUCCCUCCGCCGCGACAUGACGCCCGACGACUACACCUCCAUCGCCUCGGGCGCCGCGCUCGACCCGGCCGUGGGCGUCGUGCUGAUCGGCCUGGAUUUCCACAUCAACUACCUGAAGAUGAGCCUCGCGCUGGCGUAUCUGCGGGCGGGGGCGCGGUUCCUCGCGACGAACGGCGACAGCACGCUGCCGAGCCACGGGACGCUGUUCCCGGGGGCGGGGGCGACGGGGGCGGGGAUCGUGCGGGCGUGGGGGGCGGAGCCGCUGGCGUUGGGGAAGCCGAGUCAGGCGAUGAUGGAUGCGGUAGAGGGGAAGUUUCACGUGGAUCGGACACGGACAUGCAUGGUGGGAGAUCGGUUGAAUACGGAUAUUCAGUUUGGGAUUGAGGGGGGGCUUGGGGGGACGUUGGCGGUGUUGACGGGGGUGUCGAAGAAGGAGGAGUUUCUAGGGGAGGGGAAGGAGAUCGUUCCGACGGCAUAUGUGGAUAUGUUGGGGGAUUUAUUGGGUUGAUCAAGACGAGCUGUCAUUGUGUUUCAGCAUUCAGACGGAGGACAUAGACAAGGCGAUAGCAGAGAGUCAUCAAAAGGGACUGUGAUCAUAAUAGAGUCGUGAUGGAUCGAUCCGAGAUGUAUGCACGUCGGACACAUUGCAACCACGCUCCCAGCGGUGAGUACCAAGAUUUUGACGCUCGCUAUAAAUUUGUGCACUUGAGAUAUCGAUUAUUAAAUGGAAGCUCCCUGCAAC